GUAUCGAAAAUAAUGUACGUACUCGUGAUAUACAUACACAAUUUAGUGCAUACGUAUUACGAUAUAAUAUGCAAUGUGAGUUAGGUUUUCUAAUGUAAACCUUGUGAAAUUUCUUUUGAACUAUUCGGAAUAAUUUAAAAUUUGAUUACAAUAUUAAUUUCGUAAAGUCUUCUGUCAUCUUAACAUUAUAUUUAAAAUGUGUAUAAUGCUAUAGAACGAGGGAAAAAUGAUACUAAGAAAUUUUACGCCCCAAUGGAUUCUGAUGUUAAUAUUAACCGUUAUAAUUCUCUAUUUGAAAUUGAGAAUAAAUUUUUUAGAAGAAAACUACCAAACACUACACGAUGCCGUUGUACAAGUUCAAAAUGAAAUUAAAGAUAAUAAAGUAAAAUCUGAUGUACGAUUGUACAAACCAACUAGUUAUGACGAAGUUGUUAUUAUAUAUAACAGAGUACCAAAGACAGCCUCUACAAGUUUUGUGGGUUUGGUUUAUGAUUUGUGCAAACAAAACAAAUAUCAUGUUUUACAUAUUAAUGUUACUAAUAACAUGCAUACGCUUACACUUUUCAAUCAGCUUCAAUUUGUAAAUAAUAUAUCAAGAUGGAAUACAAUAAUGCCAGCAUUUUAUCACGGGCAUAUGGCAUUUUUAAAUUUUGAAAAAUUUGGUGUAAAACAAACCCCUUUUUACAUAAAUAUAUUACGCAAACCUUUAGACAGAUUUGUAUCUUAUUAUUAUUUUUUAAGAUAUGGUGAUAAUUUUAGGCCUCAUCUAAUAAGAAAAAAACAUGGCGAUACUAAAACGUUCGAUGAAUGCGUCAAUAUUGGUCAACCUGACUGCGAUCCUAAUAAUAUGUGGCUUCAAAUUCCUUUUUUAUGUGGUCACGAUCCAGCCUGUUGGGAAGUUGGAAAUAAAUGGGCAUUAGAAGAAGCUAAGAGAAAUUUACAAAGGCACUAUCUUUUAGUAGGCGUUACCGAAGAAUUAGCAGAAUUUGUACAAAUUUUACAGAUUAUAUUACCAAAAUUCUUUAAAGGAGCAUACGAAUCAUUUUUACACAAUAACAGAUCGCAUUUACGACAAACUACGCAGAAAAUUGAUCCGUUACCGGAAACAGUUGAAAAAAUUCAAAAAACAGUUGUUUGGAAAAUGGAAAAUGAAUUAUACAAUUUCGCUUUGACUCAUUUUCAUGCUGUUAAAAAGCGUCUCAUAGGUGCUUCUCCUCAAGAUAGUAAUCAACGAUUUAUGUAUGAAAAAAUACGACCUAAAUAAAAAGCAUUUUUUUAUAUUAAAAAAU
Messenger RNA from Polistes canadensis, 1289 nucleotides. It is a transcript of the gene Hs2st, whose product is annotated as heparin sulfate O-sulfotransferase. Gene Ontology annotation, molecular function: heparan sulfate 2-sulfotransferase activity. Gene Ontology annotation, cellular component: membrane. The transcript has 7 exons. Bases 227 to 1264 code for a protein of 345 amino acids. Lineage: Eukaryota; Metazoa; Arthropoda; Insecta; Hymenoptera; Vespidae. The record is from RefSeq and is a predicted model, not a curated record.